Messenger RNA from Melampsora larici-populina 98AG31, 1389 nucleotides. Its product is annotated as family 18 glycoside hydrolase. Bases 1 to 1305 code for a protein of 434 amino acids. The record is from RefSeq and is a predicted model, not a curated record. Gene Ontology annotation, biological process: carbohydrate metabolic process; chitin catabolic process. Gene Ontology annotation, molecular function: chitinase activity; chitin binding. Gene Ontology annotation, cellular component: extracellular region. The transcript has 7 exons. NCBI's taxonomy places the organism in Eukaryota, Fungi, Basidiomycota, Pucciniomycetes, Pucciniales, Melampsoraceae.
AUGCCUGCUAAUGGUGCCAUCUCUGCCACUUAUUUUGUCAAUUGGGCCAUCUAUGGUCGGAACCACUUCCCGUGGGAUUUGCCCUUUGAAUCCAUCACACACGUUUUUUACGCUUUUGCCAAUGUCAGACCUGAAACUGGGGAGAUCUACCUAUCCGAUGGUUGGGCAGACGAGCAGAUACAUUGGGCUGAUCGAGGUGACAGCUGGAAUGACCAGGGGAAUAACUUGUAUGGAUGUUUCAACCAAUUCCGAAAGCUGAAACAGCAACACCGUCAUUUGAAGCUUUUGCUCUCGAUAGGAGGAUGGACUUACAGCUCAAACUUUGCCCCCGCGACCUCGACUCACGAAAAACGACAAACGUUUGCCAAAUCAGCCAUCGAUAUCCUAGAAAAUUACGGUCUCGAUGGUUUAGACAUCGACUGGGAGUACCCUACAAGUGACGAAGAGGCAGAUCAGAUGGUAGAAUUACUCAAGACUAUUCAUCAUGGCUUGAGGGAGUUGAAAGAAAAGAAGGAUGAAAUACAUCCCUACCUUUUGACUAUCGCAGCACCUUGUGGUCCAUCACAUUACAAACAGUUGCACCUCAAAAAAAUGCAUAGAUACUUAUCGUUUAUUAACCUAAUGGCUUAUGACUAUGCUGGUUCUUGGGAUACGGUCUCUGGACACCAGGCUAACCUCAAGCGUCCGAGCUCAGAGCCUGUAAAUCAAGGCAACUUCUCUACCAUUGCCGCCAUAGACUACUACCUUGCCCAUUCAGUUCCAGCGAAGAAAUUGGUGAUGGGCAUGCCCCUUUACGGCCGUUCGUUUUUGAAUACAAAAGGUAUCGGCGAGUCUUACAGCGGGGUCGGUCAAGGAACUUGGGAGCAAGGUGUUUACGACUACAAGGCACUACCACCCCCAGGUGCCAAAGUUGUACAGGACACGGAGGCGAUAGGAGCAUAUUCGUAUGAUUCGGACAAACAAGAGUUGAUUACCUUUGAUUCACCCAAAACCGUCGAGAUGAAAGUCAAAUAUAUCAAAUCCAGAAGGAUGGGUGGUGUGAUGUGGUGGGAAAGUUCAGCGGAUAAGAAUACCACCGGCCACGCCUUGAUCCCGUUAGCAGCAUCCCAACUUGGGGAACUUGAUAGCACUGAAAACCAUUUGAGAUACCCUGACAGUAAGUGGGAUAACUUGAAAGACUACAAGCCUCCUGCUCGCCCAACUCAUCGUCAAAACCAUCGAUUUGGCCCGGAACAUCAAGCUCAUGAUUCUCACUUUAAGUUCAAAUCAGACAAUGGUGAUCAGGCUGUACAAGGAAGCUACUAAGUAACAAAAGUAAUUUGACUCAACGUCCUAUAUCCUUCAAUUCACUAGACAUUAUUCACCGUAUAGCUUGAUCCACUUUUCUGU